GCCGGUCACAAUCCUGCCGUGCCAGCGCUCGAGCCUCGCCGACACAGCGCGCGCUCGGGAUAGGUCUCUUUUUUUUUUCUCUCUUCUUUCUUUUCAGGGAUCUAAACGUGAUUCUCUCGCUUUAAUUUUCUCAGAUCAUUUUUUAAGUGAAGACGGGCAGAGGUUUGUUUCUGCCGGCGGGACAGGCUCGGCGACACCGGGGGCUUAGAGUGCAGCCUCUGCUUAUUAUAAACCCGGACACUGGACAUUAUUCCUGCACGAGAGGACGCUACUUUUGGAUUACUUUGACACACAGUUUUGGACUGGACCACAAAUAUAACUAAAAUAAAUAUCUCUUGGUUCUCAGCAUGUCGCUUUUCUACAGUGGAUAAUACAACCCUCACUUGCGCAGAGCGGAUGCAUGCACUUCUGAGCGCUUUGUGCACAGUGUAGCUACGGGAAAACAGUAACCUGUAACUGCAUAAUAGUGUUAUUCAGUGUUAAUAUUUAAGAAGCAUUUACUGCGUUUAGAAACAGUCAUUCCAACUUAUCUAUCAUUGUCUUGGAACGAGCCCUGCGCGCUUUUCAACUCAGAGAAACCAGUGAAGCCAAGAUAAGGAUCAGGAUGCAUUGCAGCUGAAACCCGCUAGUCCGGGACUUUGGUGUUGUAAUCAGAUCGCACGGACCCCCACACCCCUCCUGGACCUGGACGGGAGCCGAAUCAGGAUGACUCCCGGCGAUGCGAUGUCGAUCCUGCUCCCGGCGCUGUGCCUGCUCUCCGGAGCCUCCCGGGCAGCGACCCUAGGCGGACUGGAAGGCGAGUACAACCGACAAGACACCAUUCUGGAUCCAAAGAAGUUUGGGGGUUUGACCAACUUCAGCACCUUCCUACUGGACCGUUCAUCAGGCAUGCUGUUCCUGGGUGCCAGGGACGCCAUAUUGUCUGUGGACACCAAUAAACUGGACAAACCACCACGCAAUAUUAAUUGGGAUGUGCCGGAGGAGAAAAGAAGGUCUUGUGUGGCCAAGGGAAAGACAGAGUUGGACUGCCACAACUACAUACGGCUGUUGGAGUUUCUGGAAGAGGGACGCAUCUACGUGUGUGGCACCUAUGCCUUCGACCCCCAGUGUGCCUUCUUGGAUAUCUCCUCCUUCACCCUGGAGACAGCCAAGGAUGGGGGAGUGAAGAUGGAGACAGGGAAGGGCAAGUGUCCCUUUGAGCCCAGUCAGCACUACACAGCUGUUAUGGCAGGUGGUACCCUAUACACAGCAGCCACCAGUAACUUCCUGGGAACGCUGUUCGACAUCUCCCGGGCCACAGGCCCUGAGCAGGAGCGAAUCCGAACUGAACGAUCCAUCAACUGGCUCAGUGACCCAGAGUUUGUGAGUUCAGCCUUCAUAGAGCAGUCCGCAGGCAGCAACCCGACAGGAGAUGAUGACAAAAUCUACUUUUUCUUCACUGAGGUGGCCAAAGAGUACGACCUCUACACCAAAGUCAAGGUCCCCAGGGUGGCACGAGUCUGCAAGUCCGAUGUGGGAGGGAUGAAGACUCUGCAGCGACGUUGGACCACCUUCCUCAAGGCCCAGCUGGUGUGCGAGGACAAACCCAGUGGCCAGCGCUACAACAUCCUGACUGAUGUUUUCACCAUGCAACACACACAAGGCGACCCCACAAGUACACACUUCUAUGGACUCUUUACCUCCCAGUGGGAACGUGACGAGUUGUCAGCAGUGUGUGUUUUCAGUUUGUCUGACAUCAGCAAAGUGUUGGACGGUCCCUUUAAAGAGCUGAAGAAGACCUGCGAGAACUGGAUCAACCCUGAGCCUGUCCCCACACCAAGGCCUGGCCAGUGUUUGAACAAUGCAUUAAAGGCUGAAGGUUUUGAGUCGUCCCUAAAACUCCCAGACAAGGUGCUGACGUUUGUAAGGGACCACCCUCUAAUGGAGAACAGUGUCACUGCAGCACCCCUUCUGGUCCGCAAGGGAAUCAGAUACACCAAGCUGGCUGUUACCCAGACAGGCAGCGGAGUGGAGCCAAGAGGAGUAGUGCUGCACCUUGGGACAGACCGUGGGGAGCUCCACCAGGUGGAGGUAGUGGGCCAGAAUGCCACCAUACUGCAGGAGAUUCCUCUGUUUACCUCACAAGAGCCCAUUAACAAUAUAUUACUACACAAGGGCCAGGCUCUGGUGGGCAGCCCUCAGUCUCUGGCUCGAGUCCAGGCUGAAGGCUGUGCUCUGUAUCCCAAAUGCGAGGUGUGUGCCAGAGCCACAGGACUGGGCUGUGUGUGGAGCACAAAGGAAACGGCCUGCAGGAACACAACAGCAAAGCCCGGUCCAGAUGACAUGGUAGACGAUGCCUUGAAGAAAUGUGAUAUAAAGGAGGGGCGGUGCUCCCCAUCUAUCAGGGAGCUGCAAGUUUCCAUCGGUCUGCGCCUCCUGUUGCCAUGCGUCCAGCUGUCUCCCAGGCCCUGUAGCUGGGAGCACCCGCCCCACAGACACACCAGGCAGCACCACUCUGACCUGGAGGUGACUGUCACCAACGAAAGCCUGGGAAAAUACAUCUGCACAUGCCAGGAGGUGGGACCAGGUAUUAGAGACCCCCCCCCCUGCCGCAGAGCAGCCUUUGAGCUGUCACUACAACGCCCGAGUGCCGUAGGAACACUGGCAACAGCCGGAAGUCGUCAGGUCCUGGCUCUCUACAUCCUUUUCUUCUGUGGGGGUUUGGUGUUCGGUGUAUUUCUCUUGUACUUCAUGCACCGCCGGCGCAGCAUUGGCCACCAGGGCCACCACCUGCCAGACAAUUCACUGUCGUCAGAGAAGGGGCGAGACUUGCUGGGCUCCUCAGCCACUCCGCAGUCCCCUAGCAGCGCCAGCUUGCUGUCCGAGGGGUUCCGGCUGACAGAAAAACGAAACGGAACAGCGACCACAACCACAACAACUACCCUCCUCAGCAACCAGGGCAAUGGUCACCAUGGUAACAGUUACAGCGGCACCCUGAUCCACAGCAACCCAAGCAAUGGCCACGGGAAUACCUUGUAUGCCCACUGCAACACAAGUGGCAGUGGGCUGCAGUUUGCCACAGAAAUUUUAGCUGCGGACAUGCUGGAUGGAAGGACAGCGGAGAGGGAGAGGCCCAAGGGGGGAGAGAGGGAGUCAGGGGAGGGAGAUGAGAUGGAUGAAGGCCUGGGGGACGGGUUAGGGGAAGGAAUAAAAGGACUAGAUGAGGAGCUCGCCAGCUUUCCCAUGUUUAAAUCACCAGCACCGCUGGCUAAGUGUGAAGAAAGUUCAAUAUGACAAGGUGAUAUAACUCUACAAUUGAUUGCACCAUUAUGCAUCCUCCAAAUAAACUGAAUACUGCUGGGAGAAAUGCGAAAUGGCUAAUGCCAAAUGCCUUUGAAUGGGAGCUGUGGCAUGAAGAGAGACUACAGAGAUGUAAGAGAAAUAUAUGAUAAGUUCAUGACUAAGCAUUUGAGAGAGACAUGUUACAUAUGGAGAGAACUGCGAGACAGAAAACUGCUACAGUGUUGGGAUAGACUACUUAUUGUAAGUCACUCAGGAUGAGAGCCACGGCUAAAUAAAUGUAUCAGAUGUAAAUAAAAAUGUAAAUAUAAGCGGUCUGAAGUCGACUGUAGACAUGAAAGUGAGCAUGAUAUUACGCAAUUCAAAUGCUACAAAGAAUCAAAGAUGAAAUGUCCACAUGUGUGGACAAAAGCCAUAUUGUCUUUCCCCUUAACUGCUGUUGUUGUUUGCUCUCUCAUUCUCUUCUUGUAAUGGCACUGCUAAAGCAAAGUGCACUUUGAAUCUUUCAGCACCUCUCUCUGUCUCUCUGUAUUUCAAUUUCUUUCUCUGACACACCACUGAAAUCCCAGACCUUCAUGGGUCCAAAAGGCACCAAAGGACUGCUGAACCAUAGACUGCCCAGUCCUGGGCUUCAAACAGAGAGAUGUCACUGUCAGAGACUAAAGAUACACACCAUCAAUGCAGAGCCAUCACAUGUCCUACAGUGACCAUGACGGCGCUGUUCCUGCCUGCACUGCCACAGAGGUCAAGAGGAUGAUAGGUUCAAGGUCACCUAUCAGAUUAGUGCCAGUGUAGAAAACUGACAGGGUAUAACACGAAACUGACAGCUGCCCAGAUGUGUCACUGUUCACAUUCACAGUUACUGAGACAGAAGGCAAAAGAUCUUUCAAAGGAUGUGAACUUCAUUUGCAGAAUGGACCUUACCCGACACAAAGCCACCAUCACCUUGUUUUGUGAGUGUGGAUUUCAACCUUUACAAUGUAUUGUUUUUGUCAUGUUGUUUUGUAAUAAAGCCUAAAAAGGUUGCUGUUAACCUGGUAUCACUGUUCCCAUACUGUCUGGUGAAAAUCUAUAUGUGAGAAAGGUCAAAGAUUUGAAACAAAACGGUGGCCUGUGCUCCUU
Messenger RNA from Xiphias gladius (swordfish), 4401 nucleotides. RefSeq names its product sema domain, immunoglobulin domain (Ig), transmembrane domain (TM) and short cytoplasmic domain, (semaphorin) 4F (gene sema4f). Lineage: Eukaryota; Metazoa; Chordata; Actinopteri; Istiophoriformes; Xiphiidae. Gene Ontology annotation, molecular function: chemorepellent activity; semaphorin receptor binding. Gene Ontology annotation, biological process: negative regulation of axon extension involved in axon guidance; positive regulation of cell migration; neural crest cell migration. The transcript has 15 exons. Bases 706 to 3273 code for a protein of 855 amino acids. The record is from RefSeq and is a predicted model, not a curated record.